Messenger RNA from Ophidiomyces ophidiicola, 1455 nucleotides. RefSeq lists its product as uncharacterized. Lineage: Eukaryota; Fungi; Ascomycota; Eurotiomycetes; Onygenales; Onygenaceae. The transcript has 5 exons. Gene Ontology annotation, molecular function: transmembrane transporter activity. Gene Ontology annotation, biological process: transmembrane transport. Gene Ontology annotation, cellular component: membrane. Bases 1 to 1455 code for a protein of 484 amino acids. The record is from RefSeq and is a predicted model, not a curated record.
AUGUCUGAAAAGAUUGUUGAAGUAGGCACAGCUUCUGCAGCUGAAGAGUGCAAAGCUGGCCACUUUGAAGAUACCUCAGCCCUUGAAGCAAAGCUUCGAAGAAAAUUCGACUUUCGGAUACUCCCCAUUGUUACCGGCAUAUUCUUGCUCGCCUUUAUUGAUAGGGCAAAUGCAGGAAAUGCGCGAAUUCUCGGUAUGGCAAAGGACUUGGACCUUCGAGGAUAUCGAUUCAACAUUGCGAUGACAGCCUUCUACUGCAGCUAUAUUUUUCUAGAGAUACCGGCAAAUAUGAUGUGCAAAUGGCUUGGGCCCAAGAUUUGGCUUUCCUUCCUCAGUUUCGGCUUCGGCGUCGUAACAAUGUGCACUGCAUUUAUCACGUCAUACGAAGGACUGAUAAUUGCUCGGGUAUUCCUUGGAGCCCUCGAAGCCGGUAUCAUGCCUGGAAUAAGCUUCACUCUCUCACAAUUCUAUCGAAGACACGAGCUCGCAACGAGAGUAGGGUUUUAUGCCAGUGUCUCCCCGCUCAGCGGUGCGUUCGGCGGUCUCCUCGCCACCGGCCUUUCGAAAAUCCCCAAAUGGGGAAUGAUCCACACCUGGAGAAAUAUCUUUUUUUUUGAGGGACUUCUUUCCAUCUUUCUUGCCGUGGCUUCAUAUAUCCUACUUCCGAACUCUCCAGCAACUGCAUCAACACUGACAAAGGAGGAGAGGGUAUAUGCCGCAUGGCGUAUCGCUGACGAGAGCAAAUCUCACAUCCCGCAAAAGACUUCGACGAAGCACUUCAAGAUGGCAAUUUGCAACAUCAGUGUGAACAUCAUGGCGUUUGCAUGCAGCUGUACGCUCCUGACAAUGACGUCCCUGUCAAUCUUCUUACCCUCUAUCCUUAACAGCAUGGGGUACACCGCUAUUCAGUCCCAGUUGAUGUCUGUCCCGCCAUUUGCAUGGUCGACCGUCGUCUGCCUUUGCAUUGCUUAUGCUUCUGAUCGCACCAAGUCCCGGGGUGUUUGGCUUUUGGGGGUUAUGCCCUUUACAGCCGCUGGCUUUCUUGUUCUGAUCCUAGUAACUCAACCAGCUGUUCGCUACUUUGCCACAUUUCUUGCCCUUACAGGGGCUUUCACAUGCUCUCCAAUGCUGGUAGCAUGGACAGUAGACAACACAGCUGGCCCUAAUGUUCGCGCUGUGAGCUCUGCAUAUGUGGUCAGCAUUGCCAAUCUUGGGGCCCUUGUGGCAACCUGGACAUAUCUACUUCCAGAUGCACCCAGGUAUAUCUCGGGCCACGCGAUCAACUUUGGAGCAGCGGUCUUGUGUUGUGUCAUGAUGGCAGUGGCAACAGUAUAUCUCAGAUGGCAAAACAGACCUAAAGAGAGAGGUGAAUAUGAUCAUCUUUUGGAGGGACUAAAUGAGGAGGAGCAGGCAGCACUGGGGCAUAAUCACCCUGAUUAUAAGUUCACACCAUGA